UUGAUGAUACGGAGAAGCCUGAGUUAGAGUGACGCAUCGGCCUAACUUAAUGUAAAUAUAACAAGACAGCGCUGGUCGUGACUAGCAUUUAUCUCAUAUAACAAAUAAAGGUAAAGUCAUCUUCGACUCAUUUUAAGAGGAAAACCGAACAAUCCUCUCAUCAGCAGUUCAUCAUAGGCCAUUUAAAACGCACGGAUAGAGUUUGAGGAGAAGUGGAGUACAUUCAAUUAAGAAAGAAUCAUGACUCACUUUAAGAGGAAAGGUGCAUCUACAGACAUAAUGGUGCUUACCUCUUUAAUGUGGAUGCUACAGUGUGGAGAAGGAAACAUCAAGAUAUUCUCAGUUGUUAUCCCUGUGGUACUGGGCCUUAUAGCAGUCCCUCUCUUUAUUAUCACCGUGCUGUGCCUUAAGCAGUACUGUUCAGCCGAUGAACGCAGACAUCGUAGAGUUAGAGCACGACAAUCCAGGAGAUCAGAAAGUAGUCAUUGUACGGAGAUCAACAGUUCAGGAGUACAGAAAGAGUUCGUCACCCUUGAUGUCAACUCCUUUCUACCGCCAACUUAUGACGAAGCCCUUCUGGGAAAUUUUGCCUCAUCAACUGAAAAUCUUUGUAGUAAAGACGAUGAGACAGAAGAACCGUCCUCUCCGCCUCCAUACGACAUAGUCGCCAGCAUCCUGGGAAACCACCCAUCUCUGUCUGCAGAAGGAGGUAACGCAGAUGCCAGCACAGAAGCCACGCCAGCGGCUGACUGUAAUAGUUCAAUACAGGGGAGCACGAUCCACGUGAAUAUCAUCGAUGUUCAAGAGGCCGGUGCCCCAAUGACAACGGACUUGGUGGAUCACAGUGUUUUGAUCAGCACUCCUGCCCAGGUGGAUUCAUAGGGAUUCAGGGUUACCAGUUAGCAUGGAAGACACAGGGUGUGUUCUCUUAUAACUAAAGGCCUGGGCUGGGCUGGAUUAUGACUUUUUUUUCUUUUUGAAAAAAUUCUCUCACAGUACAGAAAUGUACAGAGAAUUAACAAGAGAAAUAUGUGUGAAUAUCGGGCGGAAAAACAGGCU
Molecule: messenger RNA, 1059 nt
Organism: Lingula anatina
Lineage: Eukaryota; Metazoa; Brachiopoda; Lingulata; Lingulida; Lingulidae
Molecular function (GO): protein binding
Source: RefSeq, a predicted model, not a curated record